Molecule: messenger RNA, 918 nt
Organism: Thlaspi arvense
Lineage: Eukaryota; Viridiplantae; Streptophyta; Magnoliopsida; Brassicales; Brassicaceae
Source: the annotation of a GenBank genome assembly
AUGUUCUCUCUGAUACUCCAUGGGAAGAAGUCUAUCGAGUUGCAGAAAUGGCGUAAUUCGAGAAUUCUAGUGAAGCUCUUUCAAAAUGCAUCAUCGGAUUUUUCCAGUUCGUCCUCCUCUGUUAUUGCCCAUGUGAGCCCUCCUCAAGAUCUUCUAAAAGGCAAGACUUUUACAGUCUCUUACCUCGUUGAUUCACUGGGUUUCACUACAAAACUCGCAGAAUCGAUCUCAAGGAAAGUUAUUUCAGAGGGAAAGGGGAACCCAGAUUCUGUUCUGAGUCUUCUUAAAAGCUUUAGAGAAAAAUUCGAAGAGUCACUCAAGAAGGUUGUUGAGAUGGGUUUUGAUCCGACCACCUCAAGGUUUGUCGACGCUCUGCGCACUGUUUACGCGUUGAAGGAGGAGACAAUAGAAGAGAAGGUCAAUGUCUAUAGAGAGAUCGGCUUGUCCGUGGGAGAUGUAUGGGAAAUGUUCAAGAAGUUCCCAGUCUCUCUGACAUUCUCGGAGAAGAAGAUAACUCAAAAGUUUGAAACCUUGAAGAAGUGUGGACUAGUCGAAGACGAGAUCUGCUCUGUAUUCAAACGCUAUCCUCCGUGCAUUGGAUUGUCUGCAGAGAAUGUGAAGAACAAGACUGAGUUUCUGGUGAAGAAGAUGAACUGGCCAGUAAAGUCCCUGAUUUCGAACCCUGCGGUACUUGGAUUGAGCAUGGAGAAGAGGACUGUCCCAAGGUGUAACGUAAUCAAAGCUCUCAUGUCCAAAGGAUUACUAGGAGAAGAAGGAAGUGAACUCCCUAGAAUGCAGUCCGUCUUGGUAUGUACUGAUGAGGAUUUCUUAAAAAGGUAUGUGAGGAAUCUUGAUGACGAUCAGCUUGUGGCUGAGUUGAUGUCUAUUUUAAACUGGAGAGCAGAGAAAAACAGAUAA